GUCAUCAUGCUCAUGCUGGACAUUCAUCGUUAUUUCGUGGGCGUCGUGGUCCAUUACAAGAUGCAUUUCAACCACCUGUCCCCUACGACAAUUGUUGUAUCAGACGCAGCAUCCAGGCCAGAUAUUCACAUGCUGGAGUGGAUAUUAAUUGCACGCCAGCAAGUGUCGGCGUCGUUGCGAUGGGUGAUGGUGAUGUUGUUGAAGCUUGUGAUGGACAAGUCGUUGGUGGUGCUUACACAUGCGCACAAGGCGGAAAUUAUGUUAAAAUCAAAUAUAUUGUUGGUGAUAAACCAUUGUAUGUCUUUUAUUUUCAUUUGGCCCAAGGAAGUGUAGCUGUUCUAGCUGGUACAAGGGUUAAAAAAGGCACUCAAGUUGGUAUGAUCGGUACGACAGGACUUUCCACAGGUCUCCAUUUGGAUGUUACAGCACAAACCAACCAAGGACCAGCUGAUGGACUUUAUAAUCCAACUUCCAUUGUUGAUUUUCGAACAUUUUUGGAAAUGGACAAUUGGAAAGCUUGUUAG
Messenger RNA from Didymodactylos carnosus, 524 nucleotides. NCBI's taxonomy places the organism in Eukaryota, Metazoa, Rotifera, Eurotatoria, Philodinida, Philodinidae. The record is from the annotation of a GenBank genome assembly.